Molecule: messenger RNA, 387 nt
Organism: Paramecium tetraurelia
Lineage: Eukaryota; Ciliophora; Oligohymenophorea; Peniculida; Parameciidae
Exons: 2
Molecular function (GO): protein binding
Source: RefSeq, a predicted model, not a curated record
AUGAUAAGAAUGUUUAGAGAAUAAGAGAUACUUCCUUAAUUGGUGGAAAUUUGUAAGUUGCAUUUUAAAUGGAUCAAAUUUGAUAUUUUUGAUAUUAAUGGCUUGAACUUGAAUGAACCUCAAUUGUUCAAUUGUAAAUGGAAAAACAUCAAAAUACAUGAGUUAAAUAAAUUAGAAGGUCAUUCAUAUGCAGUUUUUUCAGUCAAUUUCUCUCCUGAUGGUACUAAAUUAGCGUCUAAUAGUUAAGAAUAUUAUCUAUCCGUUUAUGUGAUGUUGAUAUAAGGAGUAUUGAAUGAACAAUAAAUUUCACUUAUCUAUCAUGAAAAGCAAAAAAAAAAUAGUAAGCUUCAAAAUUUUUUUUGCUCAUUUUGGGCUUCGCCUAAAUGA